GGCAAUUGCUAAAAACUCAUCCAGUGUCCCCUACAGGGGGGUACAGCGUCUCCCCUAUCCACGACCGCGGGCCAUGGAGGCAGACCCCGCACCAUUCUAUCCCCGCGUCGCCGCCCUGCCUCCCUCCAGCUCGACGCCGCUGCCCGGCCUUUCUCCUUUGGCUCCUCCCUGCCGCAGCCAAGGACAGCACCCCGUCACCGCCGCGGGAGCUGAUGUUCCUCCAGUGCGCUGCGUUCGUCGAGCGCCCCAUCCUGCAGCUCGUGGAGGCACCGCAGCUCGCCCUGUCCACAAGGGAGAAGCCAUCCCGAACCCUCGUUCUGCCUCCUAUGGAGGAACCUCGAUGUGCACAUCCAUAUCGGCGCGGCGCAAGGCACACCUGAGCAAGCAGGCGCAUGGAGCUUUUGCUGCGCAUCUUCCUCACCCUCCUGUGCUACAUCCCAUGCCGCAGAGUGCGCCAACUAGCGCCCCCACUGCAGCAGGUGAUGCUGAUAGGGACGAUGCCUACCAUAUGCUCGAGGAAAUGCCUCCAAGUGAUCCAAUGGCUAGCGGUGGUUCCUUUACGGGUAUGCUGAGUGAUGAUGUUGGUAUAGAUGAUAUCUCCUUUUCAAUGCCAUAUGAACAAGAGAGAUAUGCUCAAAAGGAUGCUUUGACAUUCCUAUACCAACUGCAAAAAAAGCUCGCCAGUCAAGAUCAUCCAACUACACAACACAAGAAAAUGAAACAAGGUGGAUGGAGGUUAAAGCAAUGGAGGAGCGAAAGGCAACCAUUGAGGAGCGGAAGGCAACCAUUGAGGAGCGCAAAGUGGCCAUUGAAGAGGAAAAACUGAGGAUCAUGAGCGAGAAGGCGAUGAACAAAAAGUUGGAGCAGGAACAAAAGAUCAUAUUCAUGGACAGCAGUUGUCUUGAUGAUGACCAAAAAGCAUAUGUGAGUGCAGUGCGUGCACAGAUAUUAACAGCUCGAA
Messenger RNA from Panicum virgatum (switchgrass), 961 nucleotides. RefSeq lists its product as uncharacterized. NCBI's taxonomy places the organism in Eukaryota, Viridiplantae, Streptophyta, Magnoliopsida, Poales, Poaceae. The transcript has 2 exons. The record is from RefSeq and is a predicted model, not a curated record. Bases 74 to 826 code for a protein of 250 amino acids.